CAAAGUCCGGCGCCAAUUCAGUACGCCUUCAGAGACACAGAGCCGUGGAAGACCGCUGAUUCGAACGGUAUUUGUUUUGUUUGUUUUCGUUUGGCAUUUCGGUUUUUGGUUGUUCGGUGUUCGGUGUUGCAAGUGUGACAAGUGCUCGCUAGUUGCGAAUAUUACGUAUACGCCACAGUUGGCAAAUUGAAAAUAAUUGUAACAGCAUUGCUAUGUCGGCUCCAUCGGGCAUCACAUUAUCGAGUCUGGCCGCCGUGGUCAAUGAGGCAAAGGACGAAGAAAUUCAAGUUCCAAAAUCACACGAUUUCUUCGAAUCAAAAACCUUUCGUCUACUCACCUUAAUGCUCUACAUGGGAGGCGUCAGUGGCAUGGGUCUAACCCUGGCCGUUUACUAUUUAUUCAUUUGGGACUCUCGCAUGCCGCCACUUCCCGUGUUCAAGCAUACGCAUCCAAUUGGUUAGACAGCACGUGAGAAAGAGAGAGAGAGAGAAAGAGAGCGAGAAACGAAGAGCGGACCCUAUCAUAUGCCAUCAGUAACGAAACCAAUCGG
Messenger RNA from Drosophila albomicans, 550 nucleotides. RefSeq lists its product as uncharacterized. The record is from RefSeq and is a predicted model, not a curated record. The coding region runs from base 213 to 461 and encodes 82 amino acids. The transcript has a single exon. Lineage: Eukaryota; Metazoa; Arthropoda; Insecta; Diptera; Drosophilidae.